AGGAUUGCAAGGGUGGAAUGACUUCAAACAGCGUUGGAUUUACAGCAAUAAGCUUGUUUAUUUAUGAUAUGAUUGAUGAAGUGGAGGAGAGACACAGGAGCGGUGCAGCACAUCGGGCCCUUGUAGGGCACGUCAGUCGCCCGGGAUGGGUGUGUCGAUGAGCGUCACGGAAGCUCCGGUGGCAGUGGGAAAUGAAUAAAUCCCAGCCCGCGGUCCUAAUGGGCAAGAGUUUAACUGGAAUUCAUGCGUGGUCCUCCUAUUUCAGUAGGAGGUUCAUAUACACCGGACAAUACCGAGGUUGAUUGUAGUUCAUGUGAAAGCAGGGUUCGAGGAGUUUGGUGUUGUAAGGUGAAUUGAUUCUCUGGAGUAUUGGAUCUGCAGUCUUUCCUUCAUAGGUGUUCAUCUGCAGGCGAAGGACCUCAAGCAAGACCAAGAGAAUGUUCGAUAUAUUAUUUGUGAUGAUAUUUGGAUUGUCAGGGCGUGUUCUGACUAAAGACACAGACACAAAAGGGAGGUUCAGUUCUCCAGUUUUGGAUGUUACUGAAAAGCAGCUUAUUAUAGAGAGAAAUCAGACACUUCAGCUAAACUGCAGAGGACGGUGGGAGCUCCAGUGGGUUUUGCCAUCAGGCGUCCCGAAAGUGUACCACGGCAUGCAGAUAAAAGAGACUCGCUGCGGGAAGAAAAAUAACCAAUACUGCAGCCGCCUGAUGCUCAGUCCUGCUUUAGCUCAACACACUGGCUCUUACCGCUGCAGGUACCGCCAAAAGCAUCGCAAACAGGCCUCUGUGUACGUCUACAUCACAGAUAGCCAGCGGCCAUUUGUAAAGGUGCAGUCAGAGAUCCCAGAUGUGGUGUACAUGAAGGAGGGAGAGCCGUUGGUCUUCCCCUGCAGAGUCACAAACCCGGAUGCCAAAGUCUCAUUGGUCAAGUUUCCUUUCCACCCGAUAGCUCCUGAUUAUAGAAACAUCAUCUGGAAUAGCAGGCACGGUUUCACUAUUCGUAGUCCCACAUUCUUCUACAUCGGGCUAUUUUCCUGUGAAACUAUUGUCAAUGGAGUCAAAUAUAGCAACAGGUUCUUGACUCACAGGCCAGUGAAUAAAAUCCUGGAUGUGUAUUUGAACAGCACGGGUUUGGUCCACAUGUUACAGGGCCAGAUGUUAGCACUGAACUGCACUGUUACAGCUGAGUGGAACGCCAGGGUGUCCAUUAGCUGGACAUACCCUCAAAAGGCUAAUGGAUCUGCCAAUAUCAUCAGACGCAUAUCAGGGAGCAGAACCAACAUGCUGUUCUACAGUGUCCUCACCAUCCCCAGCCUGAGCAAAGCAGACAGAGGACUUUACAAAUGUCAUGUAACAAGUGGUCCAUCCAAGCGAGAAACAAAUACCACAGUUAUUGUCUAUGACCAGCCUUUCAUUCGACUCAAUCACAGAGAUGGCCCUGUGGUUCAGGCUUCUGCAGGACAGAAAUCUUUCCGUCUUACUCCAAAACUAAAGGCUUUCCCUGCACCUGAAGUCAUCUGGUUAAAGGAUGGGAUGGUUGCCGCCGAGCAGUGCUCCCGUUACCAUGUAGACAGAUUCUCUCUGGUCAUUCGGGAUGUCGCUGAAGAGGAUGCAGGAAUCUACACCAUCCUUACUGGCAUCCAGCAGUAUGGACUUUUCCAGAACCUCACACUCACAUUGGUGGUAAAUGUGAAACCACAGAUUGGAGAAAAGACAGUUUCCUCUCAGCAACCUGGGACUGUCCAGCGAGGCAGUAGACAAGCCCUGCAUUGCACCUCUCACGGUGUCCCACCACCUAAAAUCCAGUGGCUCUGGCAUCCUUGCCCUCCGAAAGGCCUAUGCGAGAAACCUCCUCCUCCUUCCUGGACUGCAGUCCGCAAGAAGACAGAAGUCAAGUCCACCCACAAUCCCAUCCUGACCAUCAGCCACAGACAGGAAGUGUUAGAAGGGAAGAAUAAGACUGUAGGAAUUCUGACAGUUGGCGAAGCAUUGAUAUCUGGCAUAUAUCGCUGUGUUGCAUCAAACUUAAUGGGCAAAGAUGAACUAGACAUCCAUUUCUAUGUCACAGAUGUCAAAGGAGGCCUUAUCGCAUCUUUGGAGGAAGAACCCAGAGAGGGAGGGGACCUUCAUCUGGUCUGUAUAGCCAAUAGGCACCUCUAUUCAGACCUGUCAUGGUAUAGAUUAAUAAAUCAAUCCUCAACAUCAGAGGGAGCUUCAGUUCUCACCGGGGUGCUCACAGAAGGGCAGUUCUCUCACACUCUGUACCUUCUGCUGAAGAAUGUGACUGCACAGGAUUCAGGAACAUACCGCUGUUCCGCCACACACCUGCUUACAGGAGAACAUACACACCUAGAUACAGCAGUGGAGAUCACAGUUCUGCAGGCACCGGUUCUGCUGCGAAAUCUGAGCUAUCACAAUGUUAACGUUAGCAAUUCAGUCACUCUUCGCUGCCCCGCUCGGGGAAUUCCAUACCCCCAGAUCACAUGGUAUAAGGACCAAAGGAAGCUGCAGCAGGUGCCUGAGGAAGGGACUCUUCACAUCGACCGAAUUACAGUUGAAGACCAGGGACUUUAUACCUGUGAGGCCACCAAUGAAAGAGGGUCUGUGGAGAGCUCCGCCCACAUUUGGGUUCAAAGUUCACCUGAGUCCCUUUUUCUGGAGAUCCCAACUCUAGCAUGUACGUGUGUGGUGGCCACGCUCUUCUGGCUGCUUCUCACACUGCUGAUUCACAAACUCAAACAGCCAAACUCCACUAGUGGCAAAGCAGAGUACCUGCCAAUCAUCCUGCAUCCAGGGGAGGAGCCUCUCGUUGAGCACUGUGACAGGUUACAGUAUGAUCCUGCCCAAUGGGAGUUUCCACGUGACCGCCUUAAACUAGAAAAGCCCCUUGGGCGAGGGGCAUUUGGGCGAGUAAUGCAGUCCUCAGCUUUCGGCAUUUGCAGUUCAGCCAGCUGCACCACAGUGGCUGUCAAAAUGCUUAAAGAUGGCGCUACGCCCAGUGAACACAAGGCUCUGAUGACAGAACUGAAGAUCCUCAAUCAUAUUGGUCAUCACCUCAAUGUGGUCAAUCUUCUUGGUGCAUGUACCAAAACAGGUCUGCAUGUCAUAAUUUCUCUGUAAACCCUCAAUGUUUGG
This is a messenger RNA of Carassius carassius (crucian carp), 3134 nucleotides long. RefSeq names its product vascular endothelial growth factor receptor 1-like. Gene Ontology annotation, molecular function: ATP binding; vascular endothelial growth factor receptor activity. Gene Ontology annotation, cellular component: plasma membrane. The coding region runs from base 438 to 3119 and encodes 893 amino acids. The record is from RefSeq and is a predicted model, not a curated record. NCBI's taxonomy places the organism in Eukaryota, Metazoa, Chordata, Actinopteri, Cypriniformes, Cyprinidae. Gene Ontology annotation, biological process: vascular endothelial growth factor receptor signaling pathway; protein phosphorylation. The transcript has 19 exons.